Molecule: messenger RNA, 315 nt
Organism: Epithele typhae
Lineage: Eukaryota; Fungi; Basidiomycota; Agaricomycetes; Polyporales; Epitheliaceae
Exons: 2
Source: RefSeq, a predicted model, not a curated record
CUCAACCCUAUCGAUUUAGACACGGUCAUGGAUGCAUCCUUGUCGACCGCCCAGUCCCGGCUCAUUAUCACCGCAAACAGCGGACACAACCCCAAGACCGUCCCUCUUCUCUCCAAGCCCUCCACUUUCCUAGGGGAUCGGUGUCUACACCUCUUGCCCUACUACGUUUCGCAUUUCCUGAACGCACGGAACCUACAUCAGCUUCUCGACCACGCCAACGUGGUCGUCCUCCUCGACGUCGAUACUCCAUGGGUCGACAUCCUCGGCAGCAAGCCUUGCGACGGCGCCCGCCCGCCUCUUCGUUAUCGAUUCUGA